AAGGCUUAUCUGUUAUCUGAUGAUGAUGAUAAUGCGUGCUAGCCCCAAAACCGCAAGUUAGGCGAGCCCACAGUCGGAGCGCCAAAAUUCCUGGGUUGGGUUCUGAAAUUCGAGAUCACGAAAACUCGCAGACGACCUGAUCCUGAACGCCGAGCCUGUUCACGUUCAUACCGCCAAGAUGUCCAACGUCUCUGCUGACCUUAUCUGGGAGAUUUCCCGCACCUCCAACGCCUUCCUCGUCAAGAGGAAGUCGGGCGCUGCUCCCCAGUUCUCCCGUGACCCCCUGAACCUGACGAACGUGCAUUCGCGCAAGUACGCGGGCUUCGUCAACGACAAGGCCCUCGGUAUCGUCCCCAACGAGAAGGGCGGCGUCCGGGUCAUCAGCAAGAAGCCGGCUUCGGUCAACAAGCCCGCUUCGUCCCUGUACACCGUCACCUAUGGUGCCAACAAGACCGCGCGCAAGACCUACAAGGCUGUUGCCAACCAGGUCGCCAAGAACGGCUACCGCCCCGACCUCCGGCAAGUCGCCGUCGCCCGCGCCAGCGCCAUCCGCCGGGGGCAGCGGCCCGCCAAGCCCGAGCCGGCGCCGAAGCUGAGAGGCGCGGCCGCCAGGAGGGCUGCUGCCGGCAAGCAGUAAAGGGAUGACGGAAGUGCCAGGAAAGACGGAACACUUGUAUCGCUGGAUCGUGCCUGCGGCCCUCUUGCACAGGGAGGACGUUCAACAGACGACGGAAUGGGGGGCAAUAGGACAGGGCGGAUUGCCAGUCAUGUGUUCAGGAGCGGCCACGGCGUUUGAUAUCCAAAGAACCAAUCACUCAAAGCGGGCUCUUUUUGGCAAC
Messenger RNA from Thermothielavioides terrestris NRRL 8126, 839 nucleotides. RefSeq lists its product as uncharacterized. The coding region runs from base 179 to 637 and encodes 152 amino acids. NCBI's taxonomy places the organism in Eukaryota, Fungi, Ascomycota, Sordariomycetes, Sordariales, Chaetomiaceae. Gene Ontology annotation, molecular function: structural constituent of ribosome. Gene Ontology annotation, cellular component: cytosolic large ribosomal subunit; ribosome. Gene Ontology annotation, biological process: translation. The transcript is spliced from 5 exons. The record is from RefSeq and is a predicted model, not a curated record.